UGACAUUACUUCGACACCUUAGUUCUAGGGGCGUGUGGGUGUGUGCCUUGCCUCUUUGACGUGGUGUCAGGCGGCCUUUCCGCCAUGUUAGGGGCUGCGCUUGGGUUUCUUCGCCCAAAGAGUUAGGGCCAGUUGAGCCGCCUCUGCAGGAUCAUAACUAAGGCGGUGGUUGGAGGCACUGCUCAAGCUGGGAAGAAUGAAGAAAGUUGGGUUCUCUCUAUUUUUGGCCACUUCUAAGAUCCAGAAAUCAGAAAAGUCCCUCUCAACCCCCCCCCGCCUUAUCUUUCCCUUCAAGAGCUCUGUGAGAUGGGGGAUUUUGGGUCUUGUAGUCCAUCAAGUGUCAUUGAAGCGGCCAACCUGAAUUUGACCCAACUCCAGGAGGCAGUGGAAGACCGGAGGGCCUGGCGCUAGAUUUCUCCUCUCGCUCUUGGUUCUCUCUUUUGCAGCGACCUGAACUCUGCCCGAAGAAGGACGAUGAGCCUCGGAGGUCUUCCCCAAGAGAUCCUGUUGGAAGUCUUCUCUCUGGUCCCUGCACAGGAUCUGGUUCAGCGCUGCCGGCUGGUGUGUUCCCAGUGGCGGGAGGUGGUGGACUUGGACGUCCUGUGGAAACGCAAGUGCCGCCGGGAGGGCUACGCCAUGCCCGCGCUGGAGAGCUCCAUCCAGGACUGGAGGGCCUUCUACUACCUCUGCAGGCUAAAAAGGAACUUGAUCGAGAACCCCUGCGGGGAAGAUGGCUUCAACUUCUGGGAGACUGAAGACGAGGAUGAAACAUUUGAGGUUGGGCGCAUAGACAGAAGAUACCCCUUUCUACCCAUGCAUGUUCGAUCAGGUUUUGGGGUGUACAGUGGCGGUGAGAAAAAACAGCUCAUCACCUUAAAGGAUCACGGCUACUGGGAUGAACUGAUGGACGAGAUGAAGCCGGAUAUUAUAGUGAAGGACUGGUAAGUAUCAGAGGCCCCUCUUCCCUUAGGGCUUUGUUUUUAUGAAAAGUUUAAGGAAGGCCUGGGUCGAAAAAAAACACACUCAUAAACAGCUUUCCGAAGCAGUCAAAAAUGAGUCCAAAUUUCUCCCAGAAAACUCCCAAGUCCCAGUCCGGGAUUUGAACCCCUAGGCCGCCCUGCUUUCCUUUAACU
Molecule: messenger RNA, 1133 nt
Organism: Pogona vitticeps (central bearded dragon)
Lineage: Eukaryota; Metazoa; Chordata; Lepidosauria; Squamata; Agamidae
Source: RefSeq, a predicted model, not a curated record